UUUGUUAUUUCAUUUCAGUUUUACCCUCAUAAUCCGUCUGCAAUGGGUGGUAUAUUUUUCCAUGAAGUGGCUCAUUUAAUUGGAGUACCGCAUCACAAUUCCGCUGGUUGUCUGAAGAUACCAGGUUACGAUCAUGACUGUACGCUGCAGCAGAUGGUCAACAUGUUGGAGAAGAAUCGUUGCCUGAGGCAUACCAAAAAACCCUCAUUUUUUACGUCAAUUACCGAUGAAAAUUCGUUACCACUAUGUGGUAAUGGUGUUAUUGAGGGCAUGGAAGAAUGCGAUUGUGGUCUGGACAAACUUUGCUAUAACUGGAAUUGCCGUGCUGAAGAAUGCAAACAGAUCGUGAAAACUUGGCAGAUUUAUCUCAGUUGCUGCGCAGCUGCUAUGCUUGUCAUGGUUGCCACCGUUUAUUAUACUUAUGGAUGCUGCCACCGUUGUAUUUUAUUGCGAUGCAAACUUGCUUGCUGUUCGAUUCAACAUCUGCAGCUCCUUUCUACUCUUAAAUCAACAGUUUAUCCGAAAAGCGGGUAUUUGUGGCACCACCGUAAUGCACGCAACUACACAGAAUCGCUGCGUCGAGCUGGAAACAGUUAUCUCGGUGCUGCUAAGCAUCACCUCAUUACAGCACCACAUAAGGUAAACCAGUCUUGGCUUUUGGUUUUUUUAUUUGAAUUUGGAAUUUUAUAA
Messenger RNA from Gongylonema pulchrum, 690 nucleotides. The record is from the annotation of a GenBank genome assembly. Lineage: Eukaryota; Metazoa; Nematoda; Chromadorea; Rhabditida; Gongylonematidae.